AAGGCAACCACUUCGUCUUUCAAUUCUCUUUUAUUCCGCGCACAUAUGAGGGAAGAUCGAUGGACUUUGAACAACAAGGCGGGCAAGAAGGGACCUUUGGCGGUGCCUUGUCAUUCCGACGGCCGGCGACGGCGUUUACGUGUAACACAAGAGGCAGCCUGCGAUGCGCAUCCGAGAGGGCAUACAUGAACUAGCAGGCGGCCAACCUUCGAUUUAUACUUGCCUGGCUCGCCCAACACUCCGGUUCUCAUGUCGCUAGACUGCAGAGAAGGACGAUGAAGGAGCGGUCGAGGUCGAGGCCACAGCGCGACAUGCGAGGCGAGACAAUGACGCUUGCAAAACUGCUGGGUCCCGAGCCAAAUACCCGUCACCAUCAUCGGACAAGCUGUCUUUUACCACAAAAAACAAUCUCAAUUGCCAUCAUUCGACAAAGCAAAACUCAACUGACGUAGCAGAUAGCUUGGCCAUGUCUGCACAACUACCUGACCGCAAGAGCUCGAACAUCGAGCUCACCCAACUGACCCAUGAGGAAGCUGUACAUCAAACCGAACUGAACAGUAUCGAGUGGAAAGGUCCCCUGUCUCUGGAGGCAUACCUUCGCAGGGAAGAGCACCUAGGGAAACAAAAAUUGGUCCGUGAUGGCGGACUAACUCCUUGGGCCUUGGUAACAAAGGACGGUAGUCCUCGUUCUGUCCUCUCCAGCUGCGAAACCAUUCGCAAGAAAGCUCUAGUUGCCCAGAAUGGCCAGAUCAAUGAGGUCAUCUGUCAUGGUGUUGCCAGUGUAUUUUGCCCUCCGGAGUACCGCGGGAAAGGUUAUGCUGGGAGGAUGAUAAAAGAUCUUGGAGAGACGCUGUCCAAGUGGCAGACAGACGGACACGAGUGUUUGUUUAGCGUAUUGUAUUCAGACAUUGGCAAGCAAUUCUACGCUGCACAUAAAUGGAAGCCGUUUCCGUCUGCCCACAUCUCUCUUCCUCCAACAGCAAAUUCGCAAGACACUCCCCUACCCGAAGCCAAGAGCCUUUACUCCAGCGAUCUUACUGACCUCUGCGAUGUCGACUUGACACUCGUGCGUAAGAAGCUCAUGAAUGCAGCGACCUCGGGCAAGACUAUUGCCUCGAUCGUGCCCGAUGUUGAGACUCUCUCCUGGCAGCAUGCUCGUGAAGAGUUCGUCGCAAACGAGUUGUACGGCAGGGCUCCUGAUAUCAAGGGUGCAAUCGUCGGUACCGAGCAAGGCAAGCGAGUCUGGUGUGUAUGGAUGAGAACGUGGUAUAGCAGCGACCCUCAAAGGACCAAAGACAACUCGUUGAAUAUUCUUCGACUUGUGGUGGAAGAUGCUGAAUACACCGACUCAUCUGCAGCAUCCGAUGAGGGCGUGGAGAAAGCGAAGGGUACAUAUGUAACUGCAGCCAUCGCUUCACUUCUGGCUGCAGCUCAAGCGGAAGCUAGCAGAUGGCAUGUGGGAUCGGUCGACAUAUGGAACCCAUCAUCUGCAACCCUGGCGGCAGCAAAACAGUUGAAUUCUGCAGCAGAAGUCACUCACCGGGAAAAAGACAGCAUUGCGAGUUUGAGAUGGUAUGGUGAAGGCUCGAUCGAGACGAUUGAGUGGAUGGACAACGAAAAAUAUGCCUGGUGCUGAUUAAGAGCUCGACAGGUGUUCGCAAAUGUACAUAUACUGUCUGACUCGAUAAAGAAAAUGCUCAUAGACAUAGAUACUUCACAUACAUGUACUCUUCCGAUCAUUCUCCUUCGUUGAGGUAGCCUUAGCAUGUGUCGUGGGCGCUAGAGAAAUUUUGUGGUUGGAUCAUUCACGUUUUGCAUCGUGGAGGAUUGGGAACCAAAAGUUCAAGCGGAGCCGACAGUUGAGAUGUCGGCGACAAAGGACGACGAGGCACGACAAAGA
Molecule: messenger RNA, 1900 nt
Organism: Aureobasidium subglaciale EXF-2481
Lineage: Eukaryota; Fungi; Ascomycota; Dothideomycetes; Dothideales; Saccotheciaceae
Exons: 2
Coding region: 467-1636 (389 amino acids)
Source: RefSeq, a predicted model, not a curated record